Messenger RNA from Aspergillus ibericus CBS 121593, 831 nucleotides. It is a transcript of the gene midA, whose product is annotated as putative cell wall protein. Bases 1 to 831 code for a protein of 276 amino acids. Lineage: Eukaryota; Fungi; Ascomycota; Eurotiomycetes; Eurotiales; Aspergillaceae. The transcript has a single exon. The record is from RefSeq and is a predicted model, not a curated record.
AUGCGGGCCGCUCGUCUCUCCUUCCUCCUCUACUCCCUAUCCCUCGUGGCCGUCGUCGCCGGUCAGAGCGCUGCGGUCACGAGUGUAGGUAACGCCGUCACUCCCACCACUGCCGCUACCACCGAGGCGGCUACCACAUCAGCUGAAUCAACAUCAUCCACCACGUCUGAGUCUUCUACUUCUACGUCUGAGAGUACCUCGACCACCAGUGAGAGGCAGCCAACCACGACAUCGUCGACCACUUCGGAACAGACAUCCUCGACGACAGAUGCACAGGCCCAUACAACCCAGCCGCAGCAGACGACGUCCACGACGAAUAACAAUGCACAGACGACUGAAGCCACGACCACAAAUAGGAACGGCAGGACCACCGCCGAAAGCACGACCCAGCAGACUACAGCCACCCCCGUUGUGAAGACGGUCACGACAAUUGAGACUAUCAGCGGAACUCCGGUACAGACUACGCUCACCACUACGUCGACCCCCGCCAGCGCUGAUUCUACGGGCUCUCCUGGUCUGAGCGGUACCUCGUCUAGCAACUCCAACGGCAGCUCGGGUCUCUCGUCGUCUCAGAAGAAGAUCAUUAUCGGUGUCGUCGUGGGUGUUGGUGGUGCCAUCAUUGUGGGUGCUCUCGCCGUUGUUGGCUGGAGAAUCCACGCUCGGAAAGCUGCGCAGGACAACGACGAAUCGGCUGAUCUCAUGAGCGGUACGGCUGUCGGUGCAGGUGCUCGCGAGAAGGCGCCCAGCCCGGGUGCCGGCGGCACGCCCUUCAAGACCACGCUGGACCAAUACCACAACCCUGGGCCUGUCAAUGCCGCAUCGAACUUCUAG